AUAAAAAAAACUCCUUUCAGUUACAUUGACUAGGCCUUUUAUAGCCACUUUACAUGCGUACAACCUCUAUUAGCCUAGGAGCAACCUUAUCGCAGCAUAGCUAAAAUGGGCAUGCAUCAGGCUUCUGCUCUCUUCCAAAAAAUGAGAGUUUCUACUUCCUGAAUGGGAGGUGCCACUGGGUGUUCCCAGCCUCUGUUAGUGUUCUAACUUCAAUUGUUUUUCUUCUCCUUCAUUGUACAUACCAUCACAUCUUUCGUUGCCUUUCAUAUCGUGUUUCUUCGCUUUCCUUUUUGGUAUCAAAACCCCAAAAAUAGUUUGUGUUGUUCCUUUUUCAACCUUCAUCAUAAACCCUGGAAUCCAAAUCUCAUGCUUUGAACCCCUGAUUAUAGCAGUUUGCAGUGAGAUUUGAGUUCUAAAUCAAAUCGGAGAUCAUUCAUCCCAAAGACUUCGAUCAAGAUCAAUCGACAUUUGAUUGAAGUUAUUCGAAGCUUCACUUCAAGUCCAGAAUCCUCCCAACUCAUAUUGGCCUACCAGAAAAGCAUAAAUGUUAGCCCAGGGAACAGAGGCGAAUAGCAAAUCGUCUUCUUGCACGUACUUCCCUUGGAAAUUUGGGCAACUGAAAAAGAGGGAAAUCAUUUCUGAAGAGUGGCAUUAUCAAUUAACCAUGGAUUAGUAGCAAUCAGGAUAUUAUUUCAUGAGCCUGGGUUAAUUUCCUUGAGUUAUGCUGUUAGAAUUGUGAGUAGUUUGUCUAAGAUGCUGUUGGGAAUAUUUCUAUUCAUUGAGAAAAUGUGUUUUUGCGAUUUUGACAUUGUUUCUUAAUAUAUAAAGUAUGGAUGUAAAUGGAUUUGUAUGAUCAUUUAGGGGCAGAUGUAUGUAGGAGAACUAUGUCUUGUUUUGGAUUCUCAAUCCUGGUAGCUCUUAUACUUAAUGACAAGCACGAUUAGGAAGAUUGUUUUGAAGGAAUUCAUUGAUGAACUCCUGGAGGAUAGUUUAAAAUAUGAGAUUGGUUAUUUUGCAAAGGGUUUUGGUGAUUUUUCUUCUCGGAAAAGAAAAAAUGUAUGUUAUAUGGUUGCUUGGCUACUUGAUGAUAGCAUGAGAUUAAUGGUGGCAAGGAGUUGUUUUAGGGCAAUUUGGAGUGGGUGACUCAGCUGGGAGAGGUAUGGGUACAUGGCAGCAAGAUCUUUAUCUUUUAGUGUCACCGUAUACUUAGUCUAGUGGCCUUUCUUUUCCUCCAUUCUUUGUCAUGAGCAGAAAAGGAGUCCUUGUAUACUACUGCUCCACUGUGGUCUCCCUGCCCCUGCUCAAUUUGGUUUCCUCUGUUUCACUAGUACGAGCUCUCUCCUUGGAGGUGCUGUGUUCCCUUGCAAAACUAGCUAGUGUCAACUCCUUAGUUUCCCACUAUGGUGCUGCAUUUCAUUUGACUAAAGGUGAAGCAGAUGAUAUACUUUUCAAACAAAGCCUGUUAUUAAGAGGAUGUACAGCUUCUGGCAGGAGCUCCCCUGUCCUCGUCUCCUUUUUGCAGGAUUUCAUCAGGGUGUUUUGUUUUUGUUCCUGCUUUUCGUAAGAGCUAUUCUUCCUCUUCUGGUUUGUGUCCUUUGUCCAAGACUUUUGUAUGGAUCUUUUAUUUAGUUUAUAUAUAAGAUUAGUAUGUUUGUUGG
Messenger RNA from Rubroshorea leprosula, 1658 nucleotides. Lineage: Eukaryota; Viridiplantae; Streptophyta; Magnoliopsida; Malvales; Dipterocarpaceae. The record is from the annotation of a GenBank genome assembly.